Molecule: messenger RNA, 1457 nt
Organism: Salvia miltiorrhiza (redroot sage)
Lineage: Eukaryota; Viridiplantae; Streptophyta; Magnoliopsida; Lamiales; Lamiaceae
Product: pentatricopeptide repeat-containing protein At3g14580, mitochondrial
Exons: 1
Coding region: 107-1264 (385 amino acids)
Molecular function (GO): protein binding
Source: RefSeq, a predicted model, not a curated record
UUUUCUUAAAUUCUAUUGGAUUGAAAAUUUUGGUAAACUCGAGGAAAGAAAUGGAAUAGUGAAGGCUGUGAUAGCAGAAAUCCGUUUCCGAGUAGCAAAUGGAAGAAUGAUGCAUCUCCUCCGGCGACCCAUCUCCCGAAUUCUCCAUCUUUGUGUUUCCUUCCAUGAAUUCGCGCCCUCUAAAAGCCGCCCAAUCCCCUCUCCCGACCUCCUCCGCCACAAAGACUGGCUGAGCCCGCCGGAAGUAAUCAGGAUCUUCCAAACCCUGAAAGACCCCAAUUCGGCCCUCCCUCUCCUCGCCCAGCUCUCCACCCGCAAGGACUACAACCCCAAUGAAUCCCUCUACGCCACCAUCAUCCACAAGCUCGCCCUCGCCAACAACUUCGAUUCCAUCGAGGCGCUGAUGCAGCAAAUCAAGGCCGACCGCAAAUGCCGCCUCUCCGACGCCUUCUUCCGCAACCUCAUCAAGAUCUACGGCCACUCCGCCGGGCGGAUCAACGCUGCUGUCGAGACCCUCUUCGCCAUGCCGGACUACAAGUGCUGGCCCAGCGUCGCCACUUUCAACACCGUGCUCAAUCUGCUGGUCACCACGAAGCAGUUCGAGGUGGUGCACGAGGUGUACGUGGGGGCCGCCAAGCUGGGCGUGGAGAUCGACGCCUGCUGCCUCAACAUAAUUAUAAAAGGCCUGUGCGAGAGCGGCCAGAUUGAGGCCGCACUCAAGGUGCUCGACGAAUUUCCCCAACAGAGAUGCAGCCCCACCGCGCGGACCUUCUCCACCAUAAUGCACGCGCUGUGCGGGCGGGGGCGCGUGGAGGACUCGUUCGGGCUGCUGGAGAGGAUGGAGGCGGAGGGGGUGGAGGCGGACGCGGUGGUGUUCAACGUGUUGAUCUCCGGGUUGAGGAAGCGAGGGAGGGCGGCAGAAGGGGUGGAGCUCUUGCAGAAGAUGAUGCGCAGAGGGUGUGAUCCGAAUCCGGGGACGUAUCAGGAGGUGUUGUAUUGCUUGCUGGAUUCCAACAAGUAUAGUGAGGCCAAGAAGAUGAUGGAGAAGAUGAUGGGAAAGGGUAUAAAUCCGAGCUUCCAAUCGUACAAGCUGGUGAUACAAGGGUUUUGUGGGGACAAGGGUGUUGAAGAUGUGGAGUGGGCGUUGAGGCACAUGCUAGCCCAUGGAUUUCUGCCCAAGAUGGGAAUGUGGAACACAAUGCUGCACUGCCUUCUCUCCCACAAUCAUUCUAAUUCUCUUUUCUCUCAAAUUAUCCAAAACUAGGCUUCACUUUUUAAAGGUUUUCUGUAUUUUAUGAUAUGUUGAUCACUUCAUUUAGAUAAAAUAGGCAAAUUGAGAAAUCUGAACUCAGUCAAUAUGCAACUUUGCUAGAUGCCAGUUGAUAUGUACUCACAAUUAUAUUAUAUCAAGCAUGAUAAGAGUUGCAAUACAGAAUAAAAUACAAGAAUUUACACAA